Trematosphaeria pertusa is the source of this 1419-nucleotide messenger RNA. RefSeq lists its product as uncharacterized. The record is from RefSeq and is a predicted model, not a curated record. The transcript has 3 exons. Lineage: Eukaryota; Fungi; Ascomycota; Dothideomycetes; Pleosporales; Trematosphaeriaceae. Gene Ontology annotation, cellular component: extracellular region. Bases 1 to 1419 code for a protein of 472 amino acids.
AUGUACCUUCGAAGCACUCUCCUCUCGCUGUCCGCCCUCGUGGCGGCUAAGGAGGUAGCCAAAGACCAGGUCAAGGCGGCGAAGCUUUAUGAUUCCGGUAUUAAACACCAGAACAAUAUCGCUCUGAAGAUGGAGACGUUUGGACGGCAACGGGCUGCGGGCGUCUAUGAGUCGGCGCAGUACGCCGAAAUCAAAGAUUUUAUGCCGUGUACUAAUGGCGCCGUCGUUGCCGGUAACGACACGUUCAAAUGCAACAACAUUGAUCUGUACCACUUCCUUUCGCACGCUGAACUGGGAAGCACCCGUGGUUUUGGCUCGUCAUCGUGGGGCUGGACCAGUGCCGAUGGCCGCGAGUUCAUGGCUAUUGGGCAGUCAGACGGCACAGCAUUCGCUGAAAUAUCCAAAGAGGGCAAGCUUGUAUACCUCGGGCGUCUUCCCCAAUACUCUGUCCCGAGCGAAUGGCGCGAGAUCCGGGCUCAAAAUGACCUCAUGAUAAUUGGAAGCGAGGCAACGGGCCACGGCAUUCAGAUCUUCGACAUGAAGAAGCUGUUGGACAUUGACCCCGCGAAGCCCGUCACCUUCAGCAACGACAAAGAUCUCGUUGGACACUACGACAAGCUCCCCACUGGCCGCACGCACAACGUCGUCACAAAUCCGAAGACUAACUACAUCUACUCAGUGGGAGCCCAGCCGAGGAGCGAUGCCUGCAAAUCCGGAAUCAUCUUCAUUGACAUCUCCGAUCCUUCGAAGCCAACCAACGCCGGCUGUGCGUCUGCUGAUGGCUAUGUUCAUGACGCGCAGUGCGUCCUCUAUAAGGGCCCGGAUGCUCAGUAUGAGGGUCGCGAGAUCUGCUACGGUUACAACGAGGAUACGCUCACGAUUUACGACGUCACAGACAAGAAGAGUCCUCAGAUUAUCUCCAUCACGUCCUACGAAGGUGCCUCGUACACUCAUCAGGGCGCUCUUCUCGACGUUGAGAACCAGCACUAUCUUCUCCUCGACGAUGAGUAUGAUGAGUACGAUAAGGUCGGCCCGGGUGUGCCCGGAAAUCCCAUCACCUACAUAUGGGACAUUUCAUCGCUCAAGAACCCGAAGCAGACUGGCCUGUACAAGUCCGGUGCCAAGGGUAUCGACCACAACCAGUACGUCGCCAACGGUUUUGCCUACCAGUCGAACUACGGAACAGGCUUCCGAGUCCUAGAUGUGCGCUCUAUUCCGCAGGACCCCACCGGUGCCGGCGUGAAGGAAGUCGGUUUCUUCGACAUUUACCCUGAAGACGACAACCAGCCUGGCGGUGGCAUCGUGGACUUUGUCGGUACCUGGAGCAGCUAUGCGCUGUUCAAGAGCGGAUAUAUCUUCGUCAACACGAUGGAACGUGGCGGCUUCGUGCUCAAGAUGAAGGAGGGCUCUCAACUAUAG